UUUUGUUCUCAUAAGUGCAAAUUCAAAAUUUUGUAAUAAAAAUCCAAUAAAGAAAUAUUUUAAUAUUCUCUACAAUUUCUGAAAUCUUUUCAAUGCAAUAUGUCAGACGACACCGAUUCCGAUACUGAGUUAGAGGAAAAUUAUUACACAUUUCUAAAUUUACCCAAAGAUGCUACGGCAGAGCAAAUCAAUGCCGCUUACCGUAAACUUAGCCGGAUUUAUCAUCCGGACAAGCAUAUGGAAGGAGAAAAUAAGCAUAAAGCUGAAAUGCUAUUUAAUCGUACCAAAAAAGCUUAUGAAGUGCUGUCCGAUCCUCAUAAGCGUGCAAUUUACGAUUCGGUAGGAGAGAAGGGUUUACGCACAGAUGGCUGGGAGUUAGUGCAUCGUACAAAAACACCGGCCGAAAUACGUGAAGAAUAUCAAAGAUUGGCUGAAGCAGCGGAAGACCGUAAAUUAUUGCAAAGUACCAAUCCCCGUGGUAAUGUUACAAUAAGUGUGAAUGCCACGGAGGUGUUUUCGCCAUACGACGACAGUGAAAUGCCGAUUGUGGAAGUCUCCUCCAUGAGCAUAUCACAAUCGAUCGAAGCUCCUAUUACAAGACGAGAUACGGUAAUAAUGAGUGGCAAUCUAUUAUCAACAAAUGGUAACGGCUCGGGAGGAUUCGUAGUUUGUGGUCGUAGACUACUUAACAAGGGAUGGCUGGAACUAGAUUUAGGUGCUGGCAAUGGUUUACUUAUGGCAGCGAAAGGCGGCCGUACUUUGUCUCCAGUUUUAUCAGUGACCGGUGGCACUUCGUUAAAUUUCAGGGAGCACGGUGUCUUACCUGCUUUAUUUUCUACUUUAUCUGUACAAUUGGACAAACAUACAAUUGGCUCAUUGACUUUGAAUGCUAGUUCACAAUCAGCCAUGACAACGCAAAUUGAUCGAAGCAAUGAUAAAUGUGCUUGGUCAACAUCAUUUGUCAUUGGGAGUCCGCAUAUCUAUUUUAGCAUUGCUUAUACGCAUAAAAUGAUUGAGAACGAAUUGAAAUUGAAGGUGGCUGCUAAAGUAGGCACUUUCGGUUUCUUAGCUGAAUACGGAGCCGAAAAAAAGGUAUCUAAAUAUAGCUCUGUAUUGGCGGCAGUAUCGAUCGGUGUGCCAACUGGUGUUAUACUCAAGUUCAAAAUUGUACGUUCACAGCAGACUUAUGUGUUUCCUAUACAUUUAAGUGAAGAUAUUGUGCCCGCUGCUGUGUUCUAUGCUACGGUAACCCCAGUGAUAGUGUGGUUUCUUGUUAAAAAAUCCAUAAUUGAUCCGAUGCUAGCCGAACGUAAAAAUAUUGAAAAUGAAAAAAUUAAACGCAACAAUGAACAGCGCAUGAAUUUACGACGUCAAGAAGCCGCUGCAGCUAUAGAUCUAAUGACACACACAUAUGAGCGGAUUGUUAACGAGGAAAUUGAACGUGGAGGUAUAAUCAUAGCACAUGCAACCUAUGGUUGCUUAGAGAAGAAUGGCAAUUUCCGUGCAGAUGCCUGUAUAGAUGUUAAAAUACCUUUGCAAUGUUUAGUAAAAGACGGCAGUCUUAUAUUGUACAACUCUUCAAAGAGUGAUCUGCCAGGUUUUUAUGAUCCUUGCAUUGGUGAGAACAAAGUGUUGCGUUUUGAAUAUCUCUACAAUAAUCGGCCCAAUUUAGUGGAGAUUCAAGAUGUAGACGGCGUACGACUGCCACGAUAACGUCUUUCCAUAGAGUUUUGUUUGUUUUUUCUCUUGGAUACCGAACCACUUGUUGAAGAGGGCUUAAAUUCUUAGUG
This is a messenger RNA of Glossina fuscipes, 1790 nucleotides long. RefSeq names its product dnaJ homolog subfamily C member 11. The coding region runs from base 100 to 1713 and encodes 537 amino acids. Gene Ontology annotation, biological process: cristae formation. NCBI's taxonomy places the organism in Eukaryota, Metazoa, Arthropoda, Insecta, Diptera, Glossinidae. The record is from RefSeq and is a predicted model, not a curated record. The transcript has 5 exons.